GUCUCAACUCGCACGUGUACUCCAGAUUCUCAAAUUCGACCUGGAUCCGGAUCCGGAUCCAGAUACGGAUCCAGAUCCAUAUAGGGUCUGUUUCAGUCUCCACACUUUUGGUGCUGCAGUUGAAGAGCGGAAGUCGAAGCGAUAGCUAUCUUCAACCUUCCCCGUCAUAACUAGGUAGGAAUUUUGCAGAGAAUGAUGGCAGAAGAGAGAACAGCAUGUGUCUGGCAUGGCUAACGAUUCACCAGUGCGACUCAUAGACGAAUUCUCCAAGCAAAUUUUCCAAUAAGGGUCCUUGAUAACACUCUCCUUUUGCGUGGUCUUCAAACAUACGGGAGAAACAAAGUGAACGAAAAACAGAGAUGCUUGGAUUUUCAUAUGGAGAGAUAUUUCUCUUGCUUGGCGCUACUGCUGCUCUUAUUGGACCUAAGGAUCUGCCAAUCAUAGCAAGAACAGCUGGCAGAUUUGCUGGGCGUGCCAUUGGUUAUGUUCAAUUGGCCCGUGGUCAGUUUGAAAGUGUCAUGCAGCAGUCUCAAGCUCGCCAGGUGCAUAAGGAACUGCAAGAUACCAUUGCUCAACUAGAAGCCAUACGUCAUGAAAUUCGAACAGUCUCUUUUAUGAAUCCUGGUCCAUUGACAUCGAGGCUAGUAGACAACAUCAGCGCUACAGCUGGGGCUGGCACGAUAGCAAAUGGACCUCGGAAAUCUGAUGAAGAGAGCACAAUAGUUGAAAAUGGACCUAAAAAAUCUGAUAAAGAGAGCAAAACAGUAACUGUCACACCUAAGGAUCAUAAUUCAGGGAGUUCAGCUUUGACUGAUAUGCACAGCCAAGCAGCUGCUUAUGCGAGAUUGGCAGAAAUGACUCCUUUGAAAUCUCUGUCCGUGGAUAGGGAAGGUCUGAGUGAACUGACUGAUGAAUCUGGCAGUAUUAUUGUACUCCCUGUCUCUGCUGAGAGUGCCGGAUUGUUGCCAAAACGUAAAGAUGAAGCAAAGGGGUCUGACAUUGUCUUAGAAGCUAUACUAGAGGCAGAAGUGGCAAAUAAUGCCAAAGAAUUUUUCUCACAGCCACAAAAACCAUUAAAUAGUGAAUAAAGAGGUAUAUUGGAAGAACUUUUACACCAGUAGAAGGCGUCCAAGUGAGCAUGUUAGCAAUGGAUGAAAGAUCACCGGGGAAAGAGAGACGAUUUAGGCCCAGUUGGGGUCUAGUUACGGUUGAGUCUUUUACCUCGUCUCUGCAGAUAUUAUUCCCUUUCCCUCUCCCCUCUAAAUCAGCUAGGGCAUAUAAAGAAGAGACUACAGCAUUAAACCUUUCAUUGGGGUUUCCUCCAUUUCUUUUUGUUGGUUUUUCAAUUUUUCUUCUGUGAAGAUUCUUUUCUUCUUUCAUUUUGCCUCUGUAGUUUUCUUUCCUUCAAUCAAUCUGAAGAGACAGCAAUUUUGAUA
This is a messenger RNA of Nicotiana tabacum (common tobacco), 1436 nucleotides long. RefSeq lists its product as uncharacterized. The record is from RefSeq and is a predicted model, not a curated record. NCBI's taxonomy places the organism in Eukaryota, Viridiplantae, Streptophyta, Magnoliopsida, Solanales, Solanaceae.